AUGGCUACUCAAGCCAGCGCUACAUCCUCUCGUGCAGGCAGUCAGCUGAAGACGCCAAAAGGCACUCGCGACUGGGUUGGUCAAGAUCUGCUGCUACGUGAUCGAAUCUUUCAGACAAUCAGUGACAUUCUAAAACGCCAUGGCGGUAUCCCUCUAGACACACCCGUCUUCGAAUUGCGAGACAUUCUCUCCGAGAAGUAUGGAGAAGACUCGCGGCUGAUUUAUAACCUGGAGAACCAAGGCGGGGAGCUUUGCUCCCUCAGAUAUGAUCUCACUGUUCCUUUCGCCCGCUGGCUAGCCAUGCAUAGCAAUGUGAAACAGGUCAGACGAUACCAUAUCGCCAAAGUGUACCGGCGAGAUCAACCGGCAAUAGCUCGUGGCAGGCUCCGCGAAUUUUACCAGUGUGACUUUGAUAUUGCUGGCGUUUACGACCCUAUGAUCCCUGAUGCCGAAAUUCUCCGUAUUAUCGUCGAGGUUUUCCAAGCCUUCAAGCUCGAUGUCACUAUAAAGCUCAACCACAGGAAGAUUCUGGAUGGUCUAUUCGAGACUUGCGGUGUUCCCCAGGAGAAACUACGCCUCAUCAGUUCCUCGGUCGACAAGCUGGACAAGUUACCCUGGGCUGAAGUCAAGAAGGAAAUGGUCGAGGAGAAAGGUCUUUCAGAAAUCGUCGCAGACGAGGUCGGCAAGUAUGUCUUGCAGAAAGGUGCCAUGCGUGAAAUGAUCAAUGUUCUCAAGGCAGAUGAGAAACUUCACGCGAAUGCAACUGUCAAAGGUGGAAUCGAAGACAUGGAACUAUUGGUGUCCUACUUAGAAGCUCUGGAUGUCGACAGAAUAGUGUCUUUGGAUCUAUCCCUCGCACGAGGGCUCGAUUAUUACUCUGGACUUAUCUAUGAGGUCAUCCCUCAGAUAAAAGAUACUCAGGUUGGCAGUAUUGCUGCUGGCGGAAGGUACGAUGGGUUGGUAGGCAUGUACGGCAAGCAGCCUAUUCCAUGCGUCGGCAUAUCCUUUGGAGUUGACCGCAUUUUCACUUUGCUGGACACGCAGCGCAAGAAAGGCACGUCCGACAUUUCUCACGAGACAGAAGUCUACAUCAUGGCGUUUGGAGGUAAAGAAUUCGACGGGCUCUUACUUGAGCGUAUGAGGGUCGCACGUCAACUUUGGGAUGUCGGUAUCCAGACUGAGUUUGCUGCCAAGGUCAAACCUAAGCCGCAACAACAGUUCAAUGCUUCUGACUCCGCCUUGCUGGCUGUUAUUCUUGGUCAAGAGGAGCUAGAAGCUGGCCAAACCACCUCUGUCACUGCUGUAUAUGAGAUGAUAGGCGAGUGA
Phaeoacremonium minimum UCRPA7 is the source of this 1326-nucleotide messenger RNA. Its product is annotated as putative histidyl-trna synthetase protein. NCBI's taxonomy places the organism in Eukaryota, Fungi, Ascomycota, Sordariomycetes, Togniniales, Togniniaceae. Gene Ontology annotation, biological process: mitochondrial translation. The record is from RefSeq and is a predicted model, not a curated record. Gene Ontology annotation, cellular component: mitochondrion; cytoplasm. Bases 1 to 1326 code for a protein of 441 amino acids. The transcript has 3 exons.